CUGUCCCUUCUGAGAAUCAGCCCAGACCCACCCUGUCCUCCACGGACCCAGCUGAUCCUCGGCCGGAACGCAAACUGGCUCCCCAGCCUCAUACUGUGACUCAGUUUCAGUCACCCCUUCCUACCCCCGCGGCUGGAACUGAAGUUCUCGAAGACCAAGGACUCUGCGAGCCAGACGGCGCCGAGACUCCAAGACCGCACCAGUAGCAGAUUUCCCCCUUUUGCUUCUGAGUCAUGGCAGCUCCUAUGAAAGGCCAAGUGUGCGUGGUGACUGGUGCUUCCAGGGGUAUUGGCCGUGGCAUCGCCUUGCAACUCUGCCAAGCAGGUGCCACAGUUUACAUCACUGGCCGCCAUAUGGACACCCUACGGGCCACUGCUGAGGAGGCACAAUCUCGAGGGGGCCAGUGUGUUCCUGUGGUGUGUGAUUCAAGCCAGGAGAGUGAAGUGCAAAGCUUGUUUGAGCAAGUCGAUCGGGAACAGCAAGGGCGUCUGGAUGUGCUGGUCAACAACGCCUAUGCCGGAGUCCCAGCACUUAUGAAGAACAUUAAGAAGCCAUUCUGGGAAGCCCCUGCCUCCAUCUGGGAUGAUAUCAACAAUGUUGGACUCAGAGGCCACUACUUGUGCUCGGUGUACGGAGCGCGGCUCAUGGUUCCAGCUGGCCGGGGGCUCAUCGUGGUCAUCUCCUCCCUUGGGGGGCUGCAGUAUCUCUUCAGUGUCCCCUAUGGCGUGGGCAAAGCUGCGUGUGACAGGCUGGCUACGGACUGUGCCCAGGAGCUGCGGCGCCAUGGGGUCAGCUACGUGUCUCUGUGGCCAGGGUUGGUGCAGACAGAACUAGUGAAGGAGGUCGUGAUGAAAAACGAUGAUACUGACGACCCCCUGUUGAAGGAGCUCAGAUCUAAUUUCUCCUCCGCGGAGACCACCGAAAUGAGUGGCAAAUGUGUGGUGGCUCUGGCAACAGCUGUAUCUGUGCUCACAGACCCAAAUAUCCUGAGCCUGAGUGGGAAGGUGCUGCCAUCUUGUGACCUUGCACGACGCUACAGCCUUCAGGAUGUGGAUGGCCGCCCCGUCCAAGACUAUUUGUCUUUGAGGUCCGUCCUCUCCCAUGGCUCCAGCCUGGGCUGGCUGGCCUCCUACUUGCCAGGCUUCCUCCGUAUGCCUAAGUGGAUUAUGACCCUCUACGCUAGCAAGUUCUAAACCUCCUGGCCUGACGUCAUAACUCUGCUCUCCCUCAGGCUACGCUGUAGGGCCUCUUGGUGUAACAAGGCAGCCCCUCCUGCCUACCUCAUACCCUUGCUAGGGAGAGAAGACCUCCUCUAUGUGUCUUGCGUGAACCCUGGGGACUUUAUGGAUCCUCCUUUAUGCCUUAAUUUUACCUGCUCCUACAUAUGACUUCUUGCCUUAGUAUUGGAAAACACUCUGGGGACUAAUAAGUCUCAUUUCUUGGGGUGCCUGGAUGGCUCAUGGGUUAAGCCUCUGCCUUCGGCUCAGGUCAUGAUCUCGGGGUCCUGGGA
Messenger RNA from Neogale vison (American mink), 1510 nucleotides. RefSeq names its product dehydrogenase/reductase 1 (gene DHRS1). Lineage: Eukaryota; Metazoa; Chordata; Mammalia; Carnivora; Mustelidae. The transcript is spliced from 9 exons. The coding region runs from base 234 to 1193 and encodes 319 amino acids. The record is from RefSeq and is a predicted model, not a curated record.